Molecule: messenger RNA, 2695 nt
Organism: Propithecus coquereli (Coquerel's sifaka)
Lineage: Eukaryota; Metazoa; Chordata; Mammalia; Primates; Indriidae
Gene: ANKS6
Product: ankyrin repeat and sterile alpha motif domain containing 6
Exons: 16
Coding region: 1-2646 (881 amino acids)
Biological process (GO): innate immune response
Cellular component (GO): cytoplasm
Molecular function (GO): protein binding
Source: RefSeq, a predicted model, not a curated record
AUGGGCGAGGGCGGGCUGCCCCCGGCCUUCCAGCUGCUACUACGCGCCUGCGACCAGGGCGACACGGAGACGGCGCGGCGGCUGCUGGAGCCGGGGACGACGGAACCGGCCGAGCGCGGCGCGGAGCCUGAGGCGGGCGCGGAGCCGGCGGGGGCCGAGGCAGCCGGGACCGGGGCGGCGGCAGCUGGAGCGCCGGUGCCAGUGGACUGCUCCGACGAGGCAGGCAACACGGCGCUACAGUUCGCGGCGGCCGGGGGCCACGAACCGCUGGUGCGCUUCCUGCUGCGCCGCGGAGCCUCGGUCAACAGCCGCAACCACUACGGCUGGAGCGCGCUCAUGCAGGCGGCCAGGUUUGGGCACGUGAAUGUGGCACACCUCCUUUUGGAUCACGGGGCCGAUGUCAAUGCCCAGAACCGGCUGGGGGCCAGUGUGCUCACUGUGGCCUCCCGGGGUGGCCAUCUGGGUGUGGUGAAACUGCUCCUGGAAGCUGGGGCCUUCGUGGACCAUCACAACCACUUGGGCGAGCUGCCGGUGAUGGGGAGCAGCAGGGAUGAGCCACUGGACAUCACAGCCCUGAUGGCCGCCACCCAGCAUGGGCAUGAGGCCGUGGUGCGCCUGCUGAUGGAGUGGGGUGCGGACCCCAACUACGCAGCCAGGACUGUGGGCUGGAGCCCGCUGAUGCUGGCCGCGCUCACUGGGAGGCUCGGUGUGGCCCAGCUGCUGGUGGAGAAGGGAGCCAGCGCCGACCACCUCAGUGUGCUGGAGAAGACUGCCUUCGAGGUCGCGCUUGACCACAAGCACAGGGACCUCGUAGACUACCUGGACCCACUGACCACUGUCAGGCCCAAAACAGAUGAGGAGAAAAGACGACCUGAUAUUUUCCACGCAUUGAAAAUGGGAAACUUCCAGCUGGUCAAAGAGAUUGCCGAUGAAGACCCCAACCACGUGAACCUGGUCAACGGGGACGGCGCGACCCCCCUGAUGCUGGCAGCAGUCAUGGGGCAGCUGCCUCUGGUGCAGCUGCUGGUGGAGAGGCACGCCGACGUUGACAAGCAGGACAGUGUGCACGGCUGGACGGCCCUCAUGCAGGCCACCUACCACGGGAAUAAGGAAAUUGUCAAGUACCUGCUAAACCAAGGGGCUGACGUCACCCUUCGUGCAAAAAAUGGGUACACGGCCUUUGACCUAGUGAUGCUGCUGAAUGAUCCCGACACGGAACUUGUUCGACUGCUGGCAUCUGUCUGCAUGCAGGUGAAUAAAGACAAAGGCCGGCUCAGCCACCAGCCGCCCCCGCCCCUCUCGAAGGUCCGACAGCCCUGGAGCAUCCCAGUGCUGCCCGAUGACAAGGGCGGGCUGAAGUCCUGGUGGAACCGAAUGUCCAAUCGUUUCCGAAAGCUCAAACUGAUGCAGACGCUGCCCCGCGGGCUGUCUAGCAACCAGCCUUUGCCUUUCUUUGAUGAGCCUGCUCUGGACUCCACAAUGAGGGCAGCCCCCCAGGACAAGACAAGCCGCUCUGGGCUCCCCGAUGCAGCCCACAUGACCAAAGACAAUGGUCCUGGGAGCACGAGAGGAGAAAAGGAGGAUGCGUUAUUGACAACCAUGCUUCGAAACGGAGCCCCCUUCACCAGACUCCCGAGUGACAAGCUGAAGGCAGUCAUCCCCCCCUUCUUACCCCCUUCCAGUUUUGAACUGUGGAGCUCUGAUCGGUCCCGGACCUGCCACAAUGGGAAGUCAGAUGCCAUGAAGACUGUGCUGCCCCAGAGAGCCAGCAGGGGCCACCCUGUGGGCGGCGGGAGCACAGACACCGCUCCAGUCAGGCCCGUUAAGUUUCCAAGUCUCUCCAGAAGCCCAGCCUCUCCUGCCAGUUCCGGAAACGUGAACCACUCACCCCAUUCCUCAGGCGGCUCCAGCGGGGUAGGGGGCGUAAGCAGGCACGGUGGGGAGCUGCACAGCCGCUCAGGUGGCAGCAUAGACAGCGUAUUGUCCCAAAUCGCUGCCCAGAGGAAAAAAGCAGCCAGAUUAUCUGAGCAGAAGUCCAGCCAUCGGUCAAGUCCUGUGGGACCAGCGCCAGGGUCCAGCCCGUCUGAGCUUCCAGUCUCCCCUGCAGGUGGCAGCAUUCCCGGUGGCAAGAAACUGGAGACCAGCACAAGGCCUCCGUCCGGAACUUCCACUACCUCCAAAAGCACCUCCCCCACCCUCACGCCCUCCCCGUCACCCAAAGCGCACACAGCCGAGUCCUCAGUGUCCUCCUCCUCGUCCCAUCGGCAGUCCAAGAGCAGCGGGGGCUCCAGCAGUGGCACCAUCACGGACGAGGAUGAACUGACUGGAAUCCUUAAGAAAUUAUCACUUGAGAAGUAUCAGCCUAUUUUUGAGGAACAAGAGGUGGAUAUGGAAGCCUUCCUCACGCUGACUGACGGCGACUUGAAGGAGCUGGGCAUCAAGACAGACGGGUCCAGGCAGCAGAUUCUGGCAGCCAUUUCCGAACUGAACGCAGGCAAGGGACGCGAGAGACAAAUUUUACAGGAAACCAUUCACAACUUCCACUCUUCCUUUGAGAGCAGUGCCAGCAACACCAGGGCUCCUGGCAGCAGCCCCUCUAUGGCAGGGUGGGUGAGGCCGGAAGAAGUCACCUCCAGCAAGAGGUAGCAGCAGCUGAGAUGGCUCUGCUGGCAUCAGAGCCAGAGCCUGGGCAACA